AUGAUCCUUUCACGGUUCAAUAAUCCAAAAUAUAGUUUUCAACCGUUACGUUGGAACACAGGUUUUAAUGGUUCAAAACCGUAUUCUAGCAGUGAACUUUCACAAGAUACGUAUCAUCGCAUUUCAGAAAUUACUAUGGAACAUUUGUCGGAAUAUUUUGAAAAUCUUGGUGAACAAGUGAACAUAGACGGUUACGAUGUUGAAUAUUCGAGUGGAGUUCUUACACUUAGGUGUGGUCCUUCUGGCACCUACGUAAUCAAUAAACAACCACCUAACAAACAAAUUUGGUUGUCCUCGCCUAUCAGUGGACCCAAGCGUUAUGAUUAUGAUUCAACCCAUAAAAAGUGGUUUUAUCAGAGGGAUAACUCAACGUUGGAUGGACUUCUUAAUGAGGAAUUGUCUAUAAUAUUCAGAACUAAAGUUGAU
Messenger RNA from Funneliformis mosseae, 426 nucleotides. Lineage: Eukaryota; Fungi; Glomeromycota; Glomeromycetes; Glomerales; Glomeraceae. The record is from the annotation of a GenBank genome assembly.